Linum tenue is the source of this 2135-nucleotide messenger RNA. The record is from the annotation of a GenBank genome assembly. Lineage: Eukaryota; Viridiplantae; Streptophyta; Magnoliopsida; Malpighiales; Linaceae.
UUUCUUUAUCACUGAAUUCAGCAGCAAGUUGCCGCCAUCAAUCCAUACACUAGAAUUGGUUGUCUUCUCCGCCGAUUCACUCCUUUGUUUCAACUUCUCCCCACGGUACUGCUUUUCCAUCGACCUUUCCGAUAUGUUAUCUUGGCUUCAAAGCAAAUUUCUGUUAUUCCUUUUUCUUUCUAAGAAAAACAAAAUGGGAAAACCCGGGAAGAAAAUGCAACCUAAUGGAAUAUAUAAAAUUAUAAAUACGCUUAAAAUGGGAACCUGAGCUUGUAGAUAGUAGUGCGCCUUUACUUCAACAAAUUUCUUGCUUUGCGAAAAGUCGAGAAAUCUGUUUCAAUUCAAAAUGGCUAACAUCUGGUACAAGGUAGGGUUUAUCUUGCUGAGCUUUGCAGUCCUGUGGCUCACUCUGCUCCAGAAAAUGCCCUCGUCACUCAGCUUCCCGGCUUCUCUGGCUCUUUCCCUUCCAAGCACUACUCCGGGCCCCUGGAAUUCUGGAAAUGGGAUGCUUAGAAGGGUCCUGAUGUAUGUGACGAUCAAUGAAGAGACAGGGAAGAAAUUGUUCUACUAUUUGGUCGAAUCGGAAGGGAACCCGACCAAGGAUCCUCUGGUUCUCUGGCUUAAUGGUGGCCCUGGAUGCUCUAGCUUCGAUGGAUUUGUGUAUGAACAUGGUCCUUUCAAUUUCGAGAAGACAAAGCAAGGUCUACCCAAGUUGCAUCUGAACCCAUAUAGUUGGUCCAAGGUUUCAAGUGUUCUAUACGUAGACUCUCCAGCUGGUGUUGGUCUUUCUUAUGCCGACGACAUAUCAGAAUACGUAACUGGUGAUCUAAAAACUGCAACCGAUUCCCAUGACUUCGUCUUGAAGUGGUUUGAGCUAUACCCGGAAUUCCUUUCAAACCCUUUUUUCAUUGCUGGAGAGUCAUAUGCUGGAGUUUACGUCCCAACUCUUGCCAAUGAAGUUGCCAAAGGAAUUGAUGCUGGUGUGAAGCCUGUCAUCAAUCUGAAGGGUUAUAUGGUAGGAAAUGGAGUCACUGACGAAGCAUUUGAUGGCAAUGCUCUUGUUCCGUUUGCCCAUGGGAUGGGCCUUAUCUCAGAUGACCUGUAUCAGGAGACGAACCGUGAGUGCAAUGGAAAUUUCUAUAAUCCACUCGAGAGAGCUUGUGAGGAGAAACUGCAAGAAGUUGAUAGGCAAGUUAAAGGUCUAAACAUAUACGACAUCCUAGAACCAUGCUAUCAUGACAGCGCUGCUAAAGAUGCAGCAGAUAACAAAAUCAGACUGCCAUCCAGUUUCUUGGAAUUAGGUGCAACAGAACGACCUCUUCCUGUCCGGACAAGGAUGUUUGGUCGUGCUUGGCCAUUUCGAGCUAACGUAAGAGAAGGAAUCGUUCCAACUUGGCCAGAGCUCCUUAGCAGCCUUACCGUUCCUUGCACUGAUGAUGAAGUUGCUACCGAAUGGCUCAACAAUGAAGCAGUUAGGGAAGCAAUCAAUGCUAAACCAAAAAACGUAGCUGGGGAUUGGGAGCUGUGUACUGGUAGAAUCAAAUUCCACCAUGACGCUGGCAGCAUGAUGAAGUACCACAGGAACCUGACUUUGAAAGGCUAUAGGGCACUCAUUUUCAGUGGGGAUCAUGACAUGUGUGUUCCGUUCACUGGGAGUGAAGCAUGGACGAGAGCAAUGGGAUACAAGAUCGUCGACAAAUGGAGACCUUGGAUUUCAAAUGGAGAAGUUGCUGGGUACACUCAAGGGUAUGAGAACAACCUCACCUUCUUAACCAUCAAGGGCGCUGGUCAUACUGUUCCAGAAUACAAACCAAAAGAAGCACUUAACUUCUACAGCCGGUUUCUUGCUGGAAAAGCAAUAUGAUAAAAGAAAGAUCCGUAGAAAGUAGAAACGCUUCCACGUAUGUGUUGUUUAUAGGGGGCUUAAAUGUGGAUGUGUGGGGGGACAGGGGGAGUGCAAUAGAAGCCAGUCAGUUUGCUGCUUCUUAUUCUUUGUCCUCUUUAUUUAAGUAUAACUGGUAAUAAUAAGAAGGUUUAAUAGUAUAAUUUAUCCAUUUACUAUAUUUUUUCAAACUUGUCUUCUAUUAUUUUUCACAUCAAAUGUACACCUCUAUUAUCACAAAAUAUUAAACUUA